GCAGGAGGCAGUUCUGCUAAAUCUUUUUCCUGCAGCAGCCAACCUGGGAUGCAGGCAUGGAGCCCGCUGGUGGGUGAGGGCAGCUAGGUGAGAAGGCAUGUUUGCAGGCCUUGGUCCUGGGGGCCUGGGAGCCCAGGGAAUGGCAGGGCCCCUGCGGGGCCGGGUGGAGGAGCUGAAGCGGCCGUGGUGGCGGGAGAGUUCACCACUGGUGCUGCAGCACAGCGAGGCGGCUAGACUGGCAGCCGAUGCACUCCUGGAGCGGGGUGAGGCUGCUUACCUGCGGGUCAUCUCUGAGGAGCGGGAGCUGCCCUUCCUGAGUGCCUUGGACAUGGACUAUAUGACCAGCCAUGUACGUGGAGGCCCUGAGUUGGGUGAGGGCCAGGGGCCAGAAACUUCAGGACCAGAUCAUCUCAGCCUGCUCUCUGAAGUCACCUCAGGGACUUACUUCCCCAUGGCCUCGGACGUGGACCCCCCGGACCUGGACUUGGGCUGGCCGGAGGUUCCCCAGGCCACAGGCUUCAGCCCCACCCAGGCUGUGGUCCACUUUCAGCGGGACAAAGCCAAGAACAUCAAAGACCUUCUGCGUUUCCUCUUCAGCCAGGCACGCACGGUGGUGGCUGUGGUGAUGGAUGUGUUCACUGACAUGGAUCUUCUGUGUGACCUCAUGGAGGCUUCGAGCCGGCGUGGUGUCCCCGUCUACGUGCUCCUGGCCCAGGAGAGCCUGAGGCACUUCCUUGAGAUGUGCUACAAGAUGGACCUCAAUGGGGGACACUUGCCGAACAUGCGAGUGCGGAGUACGUGUGGGGACACGUACUGUAGCAAGGCAGGCCGCCGCUUCACAGGGCAGGCCCUGGAGAAGUUCGUCAUCAUCGACUGUGAGCAGGUGGUGGCGGGAAGCUACAGCUUCACCUGGCUUUGUAGCCAGGCCCACACUAGCAUGGUGCUGCAGCUGAGGGGCCGCAUCGUGGAAGACUUUGACCGGGAGUUCCGCUGUCUCUAUGCUGAGUCACGGCCUGUGGAGGGCUUCUGUGGCGGUGAAGACUCCCUGUCUCCCCGGGCACCAUGCCCUCCCCCAGUGGCCUUAGCCUUUGGGCCCAGAAUCCCAAGCCCCACAUCCUCAUCGCCCUCCAGCACCAGCCUCAGCAGCAUCAAGUGCUCACCUCUCACUGGCCGUUCCUCCUACCUCGCUCUGCCAGGAGGCGGUGGCUGUAGUGACACGGGUAUAGGGUCCUCAUCCCAGGGGCCUGUCCGCCGUGAAGCCAAUGGCCAGCCUUCUCUGCAACGCCAGCUGUCAGACCCUAACCAUGGCUCUCCAGCAGGGCCCUAUAGGGCCAACCUGGGCAAGCUGGGGGCAUCCCCAUGGUCCCAGUCCUCCCCUGCCCUCAACCAGAAUAAUGCCAGCCCCUUGACCCUGGCAGUGGGGUCACCUCUGUUCUCUCGUUCUCGUCCCCUUCUCCCCUUCCCCCGGGGUGUCCCAGCCUUGUCCCGGCUUCCAGAGAAUGGGCUCUCGGGAAGCCAGGAGCCUAGCCCCUCACGAGGCCGCUGGAUACCUGGCACAGCCCUGGAGAUGGUGGAGGAGAAGAAAGUGUCUCUGAGUCAGAGCCAUGGCCAGCUGGAUCUCCUCGUCCCCUUUCCCAGAGCCCGGGAAACAGGAGGCCCUGGUUCUGGAGUUAACCUCAACUUGGGCUCCCUUCGGCCUGGCGAGCAGGCCCUAGAGGACAGGAGGUUGUCCCCAAGUCAGAGAUACAGCCAGCUGGAUCUCCUGCCCCAGGCCCAGAAUACCGGGGAUGUCCCUGAGUCUGGUUCCUCCAGACCUGGUGAUCAGACUCCAGAGGACAAAAGGCUGUCCCCAAACCACAGCCAUGGCCAAUUGGACCUCCUGGUACAGUACCCCAAGGCUGGGGGCUCCAGAGUGUCCCCCGAAGCCAACUCGUCAGCCAGACCUGGCAAGCAGGGCUCAGAUGAGCGACGACAAACCCUGGGCCACAGCCAGCUGGACCUCAUCACAAAGUUUGGCCCAUUCCGUGGUGAGGGGCCAGGGCCCAAUGGUUUCCCCAGACUAAGCCCUGCUCAAAAGGCUACAGUGAGCUCUGGGGAUGAGAAGUGGCUGACCCUGGGCCACAGCAAGCUGGACCUCAUCACCAAAUAUCAUCAGUUGCAGGGCACCAGGCAGGGAUCUGAGCCUGGGCUCCCUACAGGGCCCACAGGCAGCCAUCGCAAUGGCAGUAGCAAUGGCCUGCUUGGAGAUGAGAAACGGCUGACCCUGGGCCACAGCAAACUGGACCUCAUCACUAAGUACAACAAGUCGAAGUUCAAGCUACUCCGAAGCCGCUUUGAGUCCUAGUCCUGUUCUCACAGGGAUAAGUUCCUCCUGCAUCCAGAGACUCUAGACUUGCUCAGGUCCUAGACUGUGGGGGUGGAAGCUCUGGCAGAGGGCUACAUAAGAAUGAGAGAGUGUUUAGAAGCCAGAUAAGACACUCCUAGGCUCAGGAUUCUUGUUCAUACCCACACACAUGCACACACAUACAUGCACGCAUACCCACACAGGGAAAUGAAACCCAUAGUUACUGGGCACUUGCCAUUUGGCACUCUGCUGGGGACUUCACACUGGCUACUUCUCAUCUCUCAGCCUCACAGCAUCCUACAGGAAAGACCUCAGUGAGUAUAUCCUAGGUAUUAUCUUCCCUCUCCUAUAGAUGUGGAAGUUAAGUGAGUGGUCAAGCACAUGUAAGAGUUUGGAGGACUUGCUUGGAAUCAGAUCCAAAUAAAUGGCAGAGUAGAGGCUCAAACCUAUAUCUCUCUGACUCUUAAGACUGUAUUUUUGCAGAUAUAACACACACUAUCCAGCCAGAAUCUAUGUGUCUCCAAGUGCACAAAAUACACACGGCACAGAGAUGCCCCAAAUGCCUGAACAUAUGUAUCCACAACACACAGGAUUCACACCUGCCAACUGCACACCCAUACACACACACCAUGGGUACACAUAGGUCCAUGUGAUAAACCAAAACACUUGAUUCUAAUUAUAGGUACUCAGUAAAUGUCAUUUGAAAAAUGAACGGCUACAUAAGAUCUGUGCAUUCAGUGUACACUGCAGACCCCGCAGGAUCCAGACCAUGAGUAGGCACACAACCACAUACACACAGGCACAGACACGCCAACCAGUAUCUUGAACCUAUGAUGUGAACCCAGCCUGGUGCUGGGCAUGCUAAAGGGCUGAGUAAUGACUCAUAUUCAGUGCCAGGGAGACAAAGAUUCAAUGCAUAAACCACUGGGGAGCAGGAUAGAGCUGUGUCUGAUAAAGGGUAACCAGGGAUGGAGGGUGGUAAGAGAACAAAGGCAGGGAGUCUUGGGGCAGUGGGGUGGUGAGGAAAGUUUCUUAGAGGAGGCAGCAUUUGAGUCAGAUCUUGAAGGAUGGGAAGGAUUUGGACAGAUGGAGGAGUUAGAGGAAUUCCUGGUAGAAGGAACCAGGGAAAGUCUGAGGGAGGAUACCUGGUCCAGAGGGUGUGGAUAGCCAGGAGCGUGAAAACACACACACACACACACACA
This is a messenger RNA of Talpa occidentalis (Iberian mole), 3546 nucleotides long. It is a transcript of the gene SACK1C, whose product is annotated as family with sequence similarity 83 member C. Lineage: Eukaryota; Metazoa; Chordata; Mammalia; Eulipotyphla; Talpidae. Bases 98 to 2344 code for a protein of 748 amino acids. Gene Ontology annotation, biological process: epidermal growth factor receptor signaling pathway. The transcript has 4 exons. The record is from RefSeq and is a predicted model, not a curated record.